This is a messenger RNA of Musca vetustissima, 3504 nucleotides long. RefSeq lists its product as uncharacterized. Lineage: Eukaryota; Metazoa; Arthropoda; Insecta; Diptera; Muscidae. The annotation marks the transcript as partial. The record is from RefSeq and is a predicted model, not a curated record. The transcript is spliced from 4 exons.
AUGAGUAGUUUUGCAUAUGAUAAUGUAAGCGAAAGCAAAAAACAAAGCCCACAAGGAACACAACAACUAUCAACAGAGCAAGAAUAUAAAAGCAACAACAAUGCAAAGACGCCAACUACUACUGAAACAAAAGCAACAGCAACAACUAACAUUACAAUAGACGAUAAUAGUGUUAAAAAGACAAACGAAAACGAGAACAAAAUUGCAACAAUAAGCAAAUUGACAACAACAGCAAGCCAUUUUAUUGAGAACUAUGAAAAACACAAUGUACACCAAGCCGAAACUGCAAUUCCACAAUCUUCGAAGUCAUCACCGACAUCAGCGUUGUUAACUUCUGGCUCAGUUAUGACACCAGGUGAUACCGAACUGCCAUUGCAACAGCAGGAUCGAAAACCAGAAAACACAACAACUGCAUCAGAUGAGAAAAAUCCAUCAUUACAGCCACUCAUAUCCGAAAUCCCAACGGAUGAUACAUUGGACACAAGGAGUCGGCAGCGAAUUGAGUAUGAGGAUGUUAAUGAAAUGUUGCCGUCAAUUGUUUCAUCGGGAUUAUCAACACCUUCGAGAACAACAGUAGCAUUACCAUCGUCACCAUUAGCGUCUCUACCUUUGGAUUUAAGUCCUAAGUUGGAAACUCAUUUGCCGCAUAUCUCCAGUGAGCCGACUUUUGGAGUACAAUUGCGUAAAAAGCAACUGCAACAAGUGGAAGAAGAACAAGAUAAAAAAGAGCCGGCGGCAGACAACACUGUGCCAUACUAUAGCAGUGCAAUUAAAUCGGGUACUGUGAGUGCCACCGCCUCGCCGAACAUGGUGCGAAAAUCAUCGGAUGGUUCUGUUUCUCUUCCACGUCGUGUAUCAUUUCCUAAAAGCGACAACGAAUUAGUUACCGGAUAUUUAGAGCCAGCGAAUCCUUGGGAACAUGUUUGUUUGGUCAAAAGCAUUUCGGAAAUUGCUGAACUGUAUAUGACAUCAUGCCACAAGCACAAUACAAAGCCAUUACCAUGUAUAUUGGAUCAUUUGAAGGCGGUGGAUCUGACGAAACAAUUGAGACAACCAUUACUAUCUCUCAAGUCAACACAAUUGGCGCCAAGUGAUUGCGAAGCAUUGGAAGAAGUUCUCAAAAGGGUCCAAUACAAAUCCAUAGAUGUUUCCGAUUGUAAGCUAAAUGAAACGGCAGCCAGUGCACUCUUUGAAAUUAUUGAAUACUAUGAGGCUACUAAUGAACUAGAUAUAUCAUCGAAUGCCGCCGGAAUGACACAUAGAGGUUGGCAGUCGUGCACAUACAUGAUUAGUCACAGUCAGGAACUGCAGGUGCUGAAUGCUGAGGGUAAUCCCAUUACAAAAAUCAGUGCUGACCACUUGGGCAAUGCGCUCAACACAUCAAAUUUGCAUACAUUGAAAUUGGAACACUGUGGUCUAAAAGGAGCGCCGUUAAGCAGUUUGUGUUUCAAACUUUGGCAUAAUAGAACUUUAAAGGAGCUGUGGAUAGCCUACAAUGACUUGGAUUGUAAUGAUGCCGAUACCAUAGCAGAGAUGUUGAAGGUUAAUCAUUACUUGGAAUUAAUUGAUAUAAGCAACAACAAUAUUGGGGACGACGGUUUGCGCCACAUAGUUCUGUCGUUGAUUAUGCAGUCGAAAGAAUUGGAAAGACGAACGACAUUUCAGCGGGCCGCUGCCAUUGACGACGACGAAAGUAUGUCACCGUUUGAUACAUCUGCACCGGUUGAUCUGUGCGAUGGAAAGGAAAUGGGCGAUUGGGACACCAAAAUUGAGAAUCAGCCUAUAUUGAAGACUGAAUGCGACGUUGACACUGAGGCGAAGUUUAAAAAUCAACUAACUAAAAUUGAUGAACAACAUAGUGUUAUCGGUAGUUGUGAACAAAGUGACAUUGAGGUAAAACAUGAAAUCGAACCUAGACCAGUGUCAUCAUUUAAGCCGCCUUUGAUAUCAACGGUGGGUUCAACGAUUGAAGAAAUUGAUCCGGACGAGGAUACAGAUGAUACUGUGCGGACAAGUACACUCAAAGGCAAUUCGCAGGCGUCAGUUGGCGGCCAAUCCAUGCUUGACAAACUACUUUCAAUGAAUAGUGAAAGUAGUAGUGAAGAUGGGGUUUCCAACAUUUCCACCGACACACUGGCUGCAUGCUGUUCCGAAGAUGCUAGUCUUAUGAGUGAUGAUGUGUUUGACAUUGCAGCUACAGUAUCUGCAAAAACGACUAUAACAACAUCAAACACAUUUGUUAAGUGUCCAAACGACACGGAUUCGGAAAUAAGCGAGGGAACUACGGAGAUUUCAAGUCUUCUCUCAAAUCCUGCAGCGAAUAAAGUGUCCAUAGAAUCAUCACCGAAAGAUGCAGAAGCUGACAGAAGAGGUCUCAUUACAUCACCUUCGACGAAUGUUUCGAGUUCGGGCCUAAUUGAACCAUCUGUCAUUCCCAUUUGCAAUGUCAAGUUAGAUGCACAAACAUCAACUCAGUCCCCCCUUGUAAAUAAUUAUGUAAGCAUUAAUAACAACAAUGACAUCAGCAGCGAUAACAACAAUUUAAAUGUGACUUCGGUACCUGUACAAAAUACAUCGUCCACAAUCUUCUCGGGCAGUUCGCUGGAGAAGAUAUCAUCACCGACUUCGGUAACAGCAAAUGUCGAUAUUUACGAAGUGAAGGCGGAAGAAAGGAACUGCAGGCAAAGUGACGCCGGCAGUGUUGUGUGCAUUUUAAGUGGAGAAGCGCAGGGAAAUUCUGAACCUGCCAAUUCAAUGCAACAUCAUGCUGCUACCAAAGCGUUAGAUGUAAAUAAGAACACCAAGUUUGGAGAAGACUUCGACGACACUCACAGUACAGAUUCAGCGUUCGAAAGUGCCUCGGAAGGUGAUAUAAGUCGUCAUCUGCCUGAAGAGUUUACCCGCCUGUCAGCAUCCCUAGAAAGUACCCGUCUGGAUGAUCUAGCCAAAGAAUUUUCCAUAGAGACAGCAACUAUAGCUUCAGAGUCUAAUGAAUGUUUAAUUGCAGCCGCAGCCAGUGUGACGCCAUCUUCUACGCCAACUCCACAAAAAACGCAGUUUAGUCAGAUCUCAACGCCCGUUUCGGAGAGGGAGCGUCCAGUAGCUGAAGCAGUCAAGUCGGACACCUGUCUUUCUACCUCCCUGCCCGUUUCCGAAACUGUUCUACCACCUACGAUACAAGUGGAAUUUGGUGCUUUGGGUGAGCCCACGGCAUCGCCAAUAGUACAUGAGUUUCGGGACAAAAUACCAAAGGUGACAAUUGCCCAAGACAGUAUAUCACAGAAAAGCAAAGCGACUAGCUUAAUUAGUACAAGUCCAAGUCAAACUCCUCCACCACCGUCAACAUCUCCCGGAGGAGUUAGUAGCGGCUUAAGGCGCACUGAAUCAACAUGCGCCUUCUUGACACAAUCCACACGGAAUCGCUCCCAGAGCACUGACAGCUUGUGCAGUGACAAUUCUUUAGAUGGAAGUAUUGGUAGUGGUGAUCUGAACUUCUCAUCUUCG